CUACCUGUUUUUGUUGAAAGUCACGUAGCUCUGCGGCAUUCGAGGAGCUCUUCAACCGAGCAGAAGGCACUAAAGUCUCGCAGUGACCUGCAGCAGCUCCCGACAAGCAGACAGCCUGAAGGAAGAAGUUACUGCGCUUCACACUUGUACUGCACCGCUCCACCCUCUCUGAAGAUGCCGCACCAAUACCCAGCCCUGAGCCCCGAGCAGAAGAAGGAGCUGGCGGACAUCGCCCAGCAAAUCAUCGCUCCUGGCAAGGGCAUCCUUGCCGCCGAUGAGUCCGUGGGGAGCAUGGCGAAGCGUUUCAACCAGAUCGGCGUGGAGAACACAGAGGAGAACCGCCGUCUGUACCGCCAGCUGCUCUUCAGCGCCGACGAGAGAAUCAACAGCUGCAUCGGUGGAGUGAUCUUCUUCCACGAGACGCUGUACCAGAGCAACGACGACGGGGUCUCCUUCGUCCAGAUAAUCAAGGACAAGGGCAUCCUCGUGGGCAUCAAGGUUGACAAGGGUGUUGUCCCUCUGGCAGGAACCAAUGGAGAGACCACAACCCAGGGUCUGGACGGUCUGUCUGAGCGCUGUGCCCAGUACAAGAAGGACGGGGCUGACUUUGCAAAGUGGCGCUGUGUUCUGAAGAUUAGCGAGACCACACCCUCCGAGCUCUCCAUCCUGGAGAACGCCAACGUCCUGGCGCGCUACGCCAGCAUCUGCCAGCAGAAUGGAAUUGUUCCCAUCGUGGAGCCGGAGAUCCUCCCUGACGGAGAGCAUGACCUAAAGCGCUGCCAGUACAUCACUGAGAAGGUCCUGGCCGCAGUGUACAAGGCUCUAAGUGACCACCACGUCUACCUGGAGGGCACGCUGCUGAAGCCCAACAUGGUCACCGCCGGCCACGCCUGCCCAUCCAAGUACACGGCCGAGGAGAUCGCCAUGGCAACCGUCACAGCCCUGCGUCGCACUGUCCCCCCUGCUGUUGCCGGCGUCACCUUCCUGUCGGGCGGGCAGAGCGAGGAGGAGGCCUCCCUCAACCUGAGCGCCAUGAACAACUGCCCGCUGGGGCGGCCCUGGGCCCUGACCUUCUCGUACGGACGCGCCCUGCAGGCCUCCGCGCUCAACGCCUGGCGCGGCCAGAAGGAGAAUGAGAGCGCCGCCACAGAGGAGUUCAUCAAGCGCGCCGAGGUGAACAGCUUGGCGGCGCUGGGCAAGUACGAGGCCAGCGGAGACGGGAGCGGAGCCGCCUCCCAGUCCCUCUACGUGGCCAAUCACGCCUACUGAGCACCGGGCGCCGCCCACAUUCCAGCUUCAAGCCCACCAAUAGGAUCUUCCACUGCUGCUACCUUCCAUGUCACCAACCUAUCACAGGCCUGCGCUUUCUUCUGUACUUUAGGAGUAAUAUAAAAAAUAAAAGAUUCUAAUAAUAAAUGGCUUCUUGGAAGAGCGAAUGGAGCAUAAAAGCUGAAACGUGUGCGUGUGUGUGUGUGUGUGCGUGUGUGUGUGUGUGCUGUUGAGAGUGUUGCAGGUACAAAGUGAGGAGCUCUUCAGUGUGUGAAGGGAGAAGGGGAGCAGGCAGGUUUGUAAUAAAAAGAGCCAGUAUCUGAGACUGCAAGAAACAGGAAAAAGAGCCUUUUGAAGCCUGUUUGUUAGACCCUCGGACUGAGAGAUGAAACCAGCCUUCACACAAGAAUGACGUCAGUCCCGUUCAGUGUUGUGUCUGUCAUCCUUUUUCAUUUAGUUGGCAAAAUCUAGAACCGCAUUAUCCCGUCUCCUCUGAAACACGCGGAGAACGCAACAGUAGAAACGGUGGCCACACAGCCUAGCCUGGGUACUGUUGGGCUUAAGUCAAAGGGAUAUAGAAUACCGAAUGCCUGUCUGUCUGUCUGUCUGUCUGUGUGUGUGUCUGUCUGUCUGGUUGCAUUCCACUGUGACAGCUCUGAGGGGAUAAGGUAGCUCUAUCUACCACACUAGUGUCUCUCUGUUCCAAACCUAACUGGGCAUGUGCGUUGAAGUCAGAUUUAUUUUAAGAAAAAAAAAAACUAAAAAAACUUGCACCUGUGUGUGAAAAUGUUGAUUUAAUCAUGCUGCUUGUGUGUCUUUCCCCCUCCUCCCCUCCUGUGAUGCACAGUGGUACAGGCUCUGUGUGAUAAUCUAUUGUGUGUGUGUGAUGGAACGCUACACAGCGGCUCAGAUUUUAGGGGAACAGUAACUGCUGCGUGGGGGAGGGGAGAUAAAGUAUUUUUGUGAUAGUAGUGUUGUUAUCUAUGCACCUGAUGUACCAAAUAGUGAAGAGAAAUUAAACGUGUAGAACCAAACGCUAA
This is a messenger RNA of Acipenser ruthenus (sterlet), 2309 nucleotides long. RefSeq names its product fructose-bisphosphate aldolase C. Gene Ontology annotation, biological process: fructose 1,6-bisphosphate metabolic process; glycolytic process. The transcript is spliced from 9 exons. Gene Ontology annotation, cellular component: cytosol. NCBI's taxonomy places the organism in Eukaryota, Metazoa, Chordata, Actinopteri, Acipenseriformes, Acipenseridae. Bases 175 to 1269 code for a protein of 364 amino acids. The record is from RefSeq and is a predicted model, not a curated record. Gene Ontology annotation, molecular function: fructose-bisphosphate aldolase activity.